UUCUAUUCUAUUCUAUUCUAUUUAUUUCAUUUCUCUUCUCUCUAAAGACAUUUGUCCAUUUCUGCUAGUUACAGUAUAACUGUUUUUAUACGAAGUUAUAAAAACAGUUCUACAGGCAUAAAAUACGGUAAUAAUCCUAUUAUACAUGUUUUGCAGCUGACCUGUUUGUGUUUGUAUGGGCUGUGUCUUUAACUUCUGUCUGUGUUAUCUCUGCUAGUUUCACUUUGGUUUCACUUUCGUUUCGUUGCGAAAUGGUGGACCUUCGAAAAGUUUAGCUUCACGGAAGGAGAUUUUUUUUUUGUAGAGACCUCCUUUUAAAGAGUGAUGCCAGCUGAUUCAUGGAUGGCUGAAGUUUUUGUGGUGAACAGAGGAAAAGAUGAAUCGCAUUACAGAGGUACUUCCCCCCCACCUGCGGAGUGUGAAGGAAAAGUACGUCAUGAGGCUGUUUGGUAAAUUCCUCUUUCACUGCUCUCAGACUUCGACGCUGUUAGGCUUUGUAAUCUGAAGGUUUCUGUGUACCCUCGUUGCUGAUCAACUUUGUCACUUUUUCAUCAAAUUCCAUGGCUGACAAACAUUUGCUCCAGCUCAUCAGUAGAAUAGUUGAGGCUUUGAACCAAAGUGAACGCAGGAGGCUUCUGUACUUAUGUGGAAGUCUGGACACAGACAGCAGCAUAGCAUGUGUUAAAGAGACACUGAAGUCUAAAGUGAGGAACUAUGAGACAGAUCAUUCAUUUCUAGUAGAAAUCCUUUUACAAAUGAGGAGGUAUGAUAUCCUGAGAAAGGUAUUUGGAUACAGCAGGAAUCAGGUGGAGAAGAAUCAUGCCUUCAGAAAGGUUUUGCCAAAAUUCAGAGUAUUGAUGGCUGAUGUAAGUGAGGAUAUGGCCAGUGAAGACCUGGACAGUAUGAAAUUCUUAUUAAGUAACAUAGUGGCCAGAGAAAAGCUGGACAAAGCCCAGAAUUUCCUGGAUGUGAUCACUGAGCUUGAGAAACUGGACAAAGUCUCAUCUGAACAGGUUGACCUUGUAGAGGAAUGUUUGACGAACAUUGGCAGGGUUGACCUCGCCAAAAAUGUGAAGUCCUACAAGAUGACUGUUGUAACAUCUGAACAGCAUUUGUCUCAACAACAGAGGUGCAGAGCUGCUUGCCCAAAUCCCAUUCGAGAAACUUUCCAUUGGCCUCAGCAAGCAAGACAGGUGCAGACUCUACUCACUGCUGCAACAAACAUACCCUCUGUACAUACACCUGUACAACGGGAACAGAACCAUCUGACUCCAAUAGAUUGCUACACAUUUAAUACCAAUCCCAGAGGAGUGUGUGUUAUAAUAGACUGUGUGGGUAAUGAUGGAGAGAUGUUGGAACAUACAUUUAGGAGUCUCCACUUCAAUGUUUUUCUCCACAAGUUGCUGAACGUAGAUGACACCCUUUCAACUCUGAGAGAAAUAUUUAGAAAUAGGCAGAACCAAGAAGGCGAUGGCUUCGUCUGCUGCAUCAUCAGCCGUGGUACUGCAGAUUAUCUCUUAGCCACAGACACAUUCAGCACAGGUCUGCGUCUAGACGCCGUCAGGCAACUCUUCAAUGCUGAAGCAUGUCCGAUGCUGGCAGGAAAGCCCAAGCUCUUCUUCAUUCAGAGGUACAGUGUCCCCGAGUUCCAGCCUUAUGCCAGGACUUACCACCGGGAUGAGGACCUUGAGACAGAUGGACUGUCCAGGCGUGAUUAUAUCCCUACAGAUGCAGAUGUCUUCUGGAGCCACUGCUGGACAGAUGAAUGCCAGCUGGAGCAAAGGGAUCAUCACUCCAUCUACCUGAAGUCUCUGACCAAAGCCUUACAAACAGGCCAGAUAAGAAAAACACACCUUGUUGAUGCUCACAUUGAGGUGAAUGCAGCCAUCUAUAAUUACAACGCAAGUAAUUCCAGAACAAAAUACAACAUCGAUCUCAAACAUACUCUGAGGAAGAAUUUGUAUUUAUAUUAAGACUGAUUAUCACAGUUGCGACAGAGCCAUAAAUGAUGUAAAGUACACAUUAAAAACAGAAUUCUUGCCAUAGAAGAACCUUAUUUACUGUAUAUAGUUUUAGAGUGCCAUCUACUGGUGGAUUUUAUCACCUUUUGAAGUGGAAUUGAGCACAACACACAUACAUGAAGGGAAGUUUUUUUCAACAAGUUUUUUUUUGUAAGAAAUAUGCAGCUUAUAUUCAGAGCAUUUAACUUAAAUAUAACUUAUAUUCAUGAAAUAUUAUUGUUAUUCUAGUGCAGCUAAAAUGGUCCCUGUAUGAGAAAUGUGCUUUUAACUUUGACAGAAUCCAUGUUAAUCAUCAAUGAAGUAUGAACACUAUCUAAUAUUUUUUAAACUGCUGUUUAAUAUAAUAUUAUGAACUUUUUUUUAUGUCUUUUUUAAUAUUGAACCUUUAAAAACGUACUAUAUACACUACCAGUCAAAAGUUUGGACACACCUUCUCAUUUAAAUGACAUGGGAUGAACCGCUGAUGGCCAAGAAGUUCUCAGCAUCACUGGGAACUCUUUCAAGACUAUUGGAAAUCAUUUCAGGUAACUACCUUAUGAAGCUCAUCAAGAGAAUGCCAAGACUGUGCAAAGCGGUAAUCAAAGCAAAAGGUGAAUAUUUUGAAGAAUCUAAAAUUUAAAACAUGUUUUGAGUUAUGUCACACUUUUUUUAAAACUACAUAAUUCCAUAUGUGUUCAUUCAUAGUUUUGAUGCCUUCAGUGAGAAUCUACAAUGUAAAUAGUCACGAAAAUAAAGAAAAACCAGGUGUGUCCAAACUUUUGACUGGUAGUGUGUGACAAAUGUAUCAUUAUCAAUUAAAUGUAUUCAGGAUGUAACAUUUAUGAUUUCAUUUACUAUCCUCACUUGCAGACAUGUGCCCCCUCUUCAUUUUACUUGUAUAAACAAAUAUUAAAUGUGCUUUUCUUGCUAUUUGCUUCUUUAGUUUGACAUGGCUCUUUGUUAUUCUAUUACUUACAAGAUUAGGGAUGUGUAUUAGAUCAAAAGUAGUGAAAAGUCAGCAUUUAUCAAAGAUGUGAAUCGUAAAGUCAUAGUGGUUUUGCUGAUUCCAAAUUUGAGGGAAAUUUUUGACAAAAGACAUUAAAUGUUUGUUUUACAAAUAUAAUAAAGAAAUAACGUGUGUAA
Sphaeramia orbicularis (orbiculate cardinalfish) is the source of this 3143-nucleotide messenger RNA. Its product is annotated as CASP8 and FADD-like apoptosis regulator. NCBI's taxonomy places the organism in Eukaryota, Metazoa, Chordata, Actinopteri, Kurtiformes, Apogonidae. Gene Ontology annotation, molecular function: protein binding; cysteine-type endopeptidase activity. The record is from RefSeq and is a predicted model, not a curated record. The transcript is spliced from 10 exons. The coding region runs from base 561 to 1973 and encodes 470 amino acids. Gene Ontology annotation, biological process: proteolysis; regulation of apoptotic process.